AUACAAGAUGGCGGCUGGUGAGGAGGCGGCGGCGUGAGUGAAGCUGAAGGUCGGCUCCCAACAGCGGCUCCGAUACACCCCCGGCCCGGCCCGGCCCGGCCCCGACAUCGCCGCCUCGCCCUUCUCCUCUUCAGGUCAGGAGACAGUCCAUUAUUAAUGGAGGAUAAAACAAGACGUUAAAAGAAGAAUGGAACAAAUUGCCUGAAAGAACUAUCUUCUCCUCUUCCUCCUCCUCUCCCCGCCCGACCCAUAAAGGUUUUCACUUUUAGGAGUCUGAGUCUUCAAUGAAGCUUUAUUCGUGAAAAAUGGAACAGUAGACGACGAACAGCAUCUGGACUGUAUGUUGCGGACCUGCAUAAAUCUAAAAUCACCAGAAUCUGGACAGACCCUUGACAAUCAUAUUACAUGUGUAAAUCAUUGCGUUAUUGUGUGAGCCACUGUCUUUAUGCAGUCAUGACAAGACUGGAAGAACUUAAUAGAGAAACAAAUAUGCAUUCCUCGGUACGAUACCUUGGCUAUCUAGCAAAUAUAAAUUUGCUAGUGGCCAUUUGUAUGGGACUGUAUGUCAGAUGGGAGAAGACAGAAAAUCUGUUGCUGCUUGUCAUCUUCAUCCUCGGACUCUUUGUGCUUGGCAUUGCUAGCAUAUUGUACUACUACUUCUCCAUGGAAACAGCAAGCUUGAGUCUUUCUCAUCUCUGGUUUGGAUUUUUACUGGGCCUUCUCAGUUUUAUAGAUAAUUCUAAAUUUCAAUAUGACGUGAAGGAAGAAGCCACCAAAUACUUACUUCUGACAAGCAUUGUGAUUCGAACUUUGUGGGCAGUGGUGCAGAGAAUUUGUGGAUGUGUCCGACAUCAACCUGCACUCUUAACAUCUGCGGAGUUCCUGGAACUAGUUGGAUUUGCCAUAGCCAGCACUGCCAUGCUGAUGCCUAAAUGCAUGAGUGUCAUCUUGCUUGUUUUGGCAUUGUCCAUGUUAAUUAUUGAUCUACGGAUGAAGUCUUUCCUGGCAGUUCCAAAUUUGAUAGCCUUUGCAGUGAUUACAUCCCUGUUGUUUUUUCCAUCUUUGGACAUUAGUACUAACCCAUUUGCCUUAGCUUGCUAUUUCAGCCGCCUGAUCUGUGACCCUCUGCUGGAUCUUUACUUCAGUGGCUUAUCUGUUACUGAACGAUGGAAGCCUUAUCUGUAUGGCCGGACACUGUGCAGAAGACUUUCCAUACUUCCUGUUGCUUCUGUAGAACUCAUAUUCUUUGUCCUGUCUGCAUUAAAACUGAACGACUUAGGUUAUUGGUACUUUUUGAUACCUGGGUUUGCCAUAUUCGGAAUCUUCUGGUUGAUCUGCCAUACAAUAUUUCUCAUAACCUUCUGGGGGUUUCAUACAAAACUCAAUGACUGCCAAAAGAUCUACCAAACUCAUAGAAUAGACAAUAAGAGUCUGGAUUGUGUCAUGGCAUCCAAGGGAAUGCGCCAUUUUUGUCUGAUUUCUGAACGAUUGGUCCUUUUUAGCCUUUUAUCCACAGCAAUUUUGGGCGCAGUCUCCUGGCAGCCAACAAAUGGGACCUUUAUGAGCGUGUUCCUUGUUGUUUUACCAUUGGAGUCGUUAGCUCAUGGUCUGUUUCAUGAAUUGGGCAAUUGUUUAGGAGGAACAUGUGUGGGAUAUGCUGUUGUAAUCCCUACAAAUUACUGCAGUCCUGAUGGCCAGCCAACACUCCUUCCUCCUGAGCAUGUUCAAGAGUUGAAUCUUCGUUCCACAGCCACGCUAAGCGCUAUCCAGAGAUUUUUUGCCUUUCACAUGAUUGAGACCUGUGGCUGUGACUACUCUACCAGUGGCCUUUCUUUGGACACACUUCAGUCAAAAGUAAAGGGAUUUCUUGAUCUGCGUACACAAGAUGGACCCAGACAUGAUACCUACAUCCUGUAUUACAGUGGUCAUUCUCACAGCUCGGGUGAAUGGGCGUUAGCAGGAGGAGAAACAUUGAGGCUGGAGACAAUCUUGGAAUGGUGGAAGGAGAAGAAUGCAGGCUUCUGCUCCCGUCUGAUAAUUGUAUUGGACUGUGAGAAUUCUUUGCCAUGGGUUAAAGAUGUAAGAAGAGUUAGUGAAAAUUUUGUUGCAGUACAAGGUGCAGAACUGGCCAAAGAUGUAAAUAUCGAGGAAGCAGAUCUUCCGCAAUUAGGUGACUUCACUAAAGAAUGGGUAGAGUACAACUGCAACUCCGACAACAUCAUCAACUGGGUCGAUAAAGGAAGAACAGUAAUGGCGGUUUAUGGCAUCUCCAAAUCCUGGAGUGACUAUACUCUCCAUUUACCAUCAGGCAGUGAUGUUGCCAAACAUUGGAUGAUAUACUUUCCUCGCAUCACCUAUCCUCUCGUGCACUUGGCAGAUUGGUGUGGUGGGCUGAACCUUUUUUGGAUUUGUAAUAUUUGCUUCAGAUGUUUCAAAAGAUUGAAAAUGAGAUGGUUCCCACCCUCAGUCCUGGACACAGGACAAGGGUUCAAACUUGUGAAAUCAUGAGACUUCUUCAGAUGUCAAAUGCCUAAAGGAGACUUUUUUUGCACUUAACAGGCAUCCCUCCCAAAGAUUCUGGACAUAAAGAAUUGUAAUAGCUAAUGGGUUGCAGUUGCCAAAAAGCUACUGGUUUACCCAGAGCCGGAGUUUAUAAAAUUCAAAUGAUUUCAGGGUUCAUUGAGGCUUGACACAGGUUUUUUUUUGUAAAUUGCUGAUUUAACCUACAGCAGUGUUUCUGUUAAUAAGGAGCUGCUGUAUUAACAUUAUUAACUGUUUUUAGCGCACUGUUACUUCUAACACAUGUAAUUAUUUGAAAACAAUUCAAAAAUGGAAAUGGUGGAUGUAUAAUUAUACAUUAUUUAAAAAUGUCAUGGCCCACAUAUUUUGGGUAGGGGAGCGGAGUAAGAAAAGUGAUGAGCACACAUUAAUAAAUAUUUUGAGCCUUAAAAUUGAUUCUCAAGCUAAUGUAUUUUUGAAAUUUUGUUAACUUUUGUGUCCUUUGAUGAAAACGUCUGUUCAAAACCUCUAUCUAUAAUGUAUUGUUUCGAUUUGGUUGUCCAGUUUUAUGUAUUUCAUUGCUUUCAAUUGAAUUUGGUUAGCAGGUAAACAAAUAGUCUGUGGACUGGAGCAGCGAUUGAUGAUAAUGCUGAGAGAGUAUCCAGAUUGAUUGGCAUGAAAAUAGCUUCCAAAGACUUUCAGUAUUGAUAUUUGAUAAAUUUUGCUACAUCAAUACUAAUGUACUGCAUUCAUCACUGUCAUUAACAUUUUGAUGUUGCUCCUGGCAAUACAUUUGUGUUAUGACAACAUCCACAGGUCAUACUUUGUUUGAUGGCCAGGAACAUAGCAAUAUGAAGUUUAAGGCCUAUUGCACUGUAUUUUAACCAUUUUUAAAAGGUGUAUAACAAAGUGCCCCCAUUAGUUUCCAGAAUUUAAAAUAUUUACUACAGCUACUUACCUUGUGGGGAUUUCUUAAAUCCAUUGUAAUACCACACUGUUGUAUUUUGUUAUUCAGUUCUGUAUCGAAAUGUUGUACAUGCCCUAUAUUGUGUAUGGAAGUAAUGAUGAGACUUUCUUUUAGAACCAUCUGUUUUCUGGUCCUUUGUUUUUUAUCAACUCUACAUAAAAAAUGAUUUAAUUUUA
Molecule: messenger RNA, 3642 nt
Organism: Callorhinchus milii (elephant shark)
Lineage: Eukaryota; Metazoa; Chordata; Chondrichthyes; Chimaeriformes; Callorhinchidae
Gene: tmem168b
Product: transmembrane protein 168b
Exons: 6
Coding region: 406-2508 (700 amino acids)
Source: RefSeq, a predicted model, not a curated record